Engraulis encrasicolus (European anchovy) is the source of this 1326-nucleotide messenger RNA. RefSeq names its product zinc finger protein OZF-like. NCBI's taxonomy places the organism in Eukaryota, Metazoa, Chordata, Actinopteri, Clupeiformes, Engraulidae. The record is from RefSeq and is a predicted model, not a curated record. The coding region runs from base 1 to 1326 and encodes 441 amino acids. Gene Ontology annotation, biological process: regulation of transcription by RNA polymerase II. The transcript is spliced from 2 exons. Gene Ontology annotation, molecular function: DNA-binding transcription factor activity, RNA polymerase II-specific; RNA polymerase II cis-regulatory region sequence-specific DNA binding.
AUGUCCUUGAAGGAGAUGAAAAAGGAAGACUUUGAUGAUUUCCUCCAAGAGUAUUUACGGCGAACACAAGAGGAUGAUUCAACCAGUCUACGACCCUGUAAAGAAGAGAAGUGUUUCAUAGAGGGAAUGAAAGUGGAAGAAGAGACUCAUCUAAUGGAAGACAGUCAUGGUGGUAUAACGUCCACCAGUAAGGACGCAGAACCAUCCCAAUUGGCCAUGUCUACGAAAGAGGUUAAAGAAGAAGAUUUUGAAGAUUUUUACCAAGACUACUUGAAGAGAACACAAGACCCACCACUGUUUAAAGAAGAAAUGUGUUUGUCACUGACAGAUUCUUAUUCAUCCAUGGGUAUUAAAAUGGAACAGGAGGCCUAUCUGAUAAACAAUGGUGUCAUGACCCCCACAGGGGAUUCACAAAUGAAGCUGUCAAAAGUAAGAGAGAAAUGGAUGAAAGAAGACAAAGAAAAGACAACCCCUAUUCAGACGCCCACGCCUGUGAAAGACCACAGAACAAACACUGCAGAAAAGCAAUUACAAAGUACCACAAGUGGACAGAAUAUUCAACAGCCGUUCAGACAAAACCAGACUGUAUGUAAUGGUGAAAAGCGACAUCAGUGCUUACUAUGUGGAAAGACCGUUACAAGUGCAACUCAGUUAAGGAGACAUCACAGGAUGCAUACUGGUGAAAAACCUUACGAGUGCUCAACAUGUGGAAAGGAAUUCAGAACAGCAGAACAUCUAAGGAGACAUCAGAUGAUUCAUACAGGUGAAAAGCCUUAUGAGUGUGCAACUUGUGGGAAGGCAUUUACACAGAAGUGUAAUCUUCAGAGACAUCAGCAAGUCCAUGCAGAAGAAAAACAGCUUACCACAGGUACUGACACUGGUAAAAAGCCGUACCAGUGUUCAACAUGUGGAAAGACUUUCACACAAACCUCAUAUCUCAGGACGCAUCAGAAAAUCCAUACUGAACAAAAGUCACAUCAGUGUGCCAUAUGUGGAAAGGCCUUUGCACGAAAAUGUCAUUUAAUUGUACACGAGAGGACUCAUUCUGGACAAAAGCCUUACCAGUGUGCAACAUGUGGAAAGGCCUUUGCAAAAUCAGAUAAUUUAAUCGCACACGAGAGAACUCAUUCUGCAGAAAAACCUUACCAUUGCAGCACAUGCGGCAAGGCCUUUUCACAAUUAGGCAAUUUAAAAAUACAUCAGGCUGCUGUACACAAUACUGGUGAAAAGCCUCACCAGUGUGUAAAAUGUGGAGUGGCUUUUGCGGUCAAAUCAUAUUUGACUGCACAUCAGAAAAGAUGCAAUUACAGUGUACCGUGUGUGUGA